ACAAAAAGAAAAUGCAACACAAGAUAUUACUUCAUAAUCUUCGUAUUUUACUCUUGUUCUUUAUAUUGAUUGACACUCGGUUCCAGUUGCUCGCUCAUGGGUGUCAUUCCGAAGAGAGAAAUGCUCUCUUGAGCUUCAAAUCCUCUCUCCAAGACACCUCGAAUCGCCUGUCGUCAUGGAAAGUAAGAAACAAUAAUGGAAACUGUUGCGCUUGGCAUGGAAUUCAGUGUUCGAAUGACUCCUUACGGGUAGUCUCAGUCGACCUUCACAAUCCAGACAUUGAAAACUACUUCACAAGUAUGAAAUCCCAUACCACACCGAAUACUUCACUUAUUGGUACACUCUCUUCAUCACUUUUCACUCUUGUUCAUCUGGAUUAUCUGGAUCUUAGUUUCAAUUAUUUCCAAAAAUCGCAGAUUCCAAAACAGUUUUCGAAUUUACAAAAACUCACUCAUCUUAACCUCUCCAGUUCGGGGUUUUAUGGAACGAUCCCACCUGAGAUUUGUAAUUUGGAUCGGCUAAACAUAUUGGAUUUGUCUCAUAACAACUUGACAGGCUCCAUACCUUCUUGCCUUUCCAAUUCGAAAGUCUCAGUGACUUAGAUCUCUCUGGAAACAACCUUCAAGGUACAAUACCACAUCUAGUUUUUGCUAAUAUAGCCGACGUGGUUAGUUUAAAUUUAUCGAACAAUAACUUUGAUGGCCCUCUUCCGCUUCCACCUCUUAAUCUUAGUAGAAUUGAUCUAUCAAAAAAUAAAUUUAGUGGGGAGAUAUCAACAGAGACUGGCAGAAGAUUAUCUAAUGCUAGAGUUGUGUUUUUAGCUAGUAAUGAACUAGUGGGAUCCAUACCGUUCUCACUCUGUACAAAACGAACAUAUUCAAGGUCCUUUCCAGGUCCGGCUACUCUUGAUCUCUCCAACAACCAUCUUUCUGGGACUAUACCUUCUAGUAUAGGUGAUUGCAGGUCUCUUAUAUCUUUACAGCUUAGUAACAACAAUCUCACAGGAUAUGUUCCGAACGAGCUUGAACAAAUAGAAGAUCUCCGCUAUCUACAACUGAAUGACAACAACUUGAAUGGUUCUUUUCCUAACUGCAUACAAAUGAUUCGGUGGUUGGAAGUUCUCAACUUAGGGAACAACGAUUUCGAAGGUGCUAUACCAAGUUUUCUUGGUCUCAUGGAUGGUCUUACGAUUAUUUCGUUGAGGUCAAACAAGUUCAGUGGGUCUAUCCCCGAAAAAAUUACCGAGUUGAAUAAUCUGCGGAUACUAGACUUGUCGGUAAACAAUAUCUCUGGUUUGGUUCCUAGGAAGAUAGCAAACUUAAAGAUGCUAAUAACCAGACCUAAUGAGACAUUCUCUCUUGGUUACUAUGCUGAUAUAAAGUUGCUAAUGGUGAUCAAAGGGAUUGUGACCAAAUUGGAGCACUUGUAUAGCUAUAGUUCAGGACUUGAUCUAUCGUGCAACAUCCUGGAUGGAGAUAUCCCUGAAGAGAUUGCGCAAUUGAAAGGGCUCUCCAUGCUAAACCUAUCACACAAUCACUUAUCUGGUGCAAUCCCAAAGAAUGUAGGGAACAUGACAGGUUUGGGCUCCUUGGACUUGAGUUUCAACAAGUUGUCUGGAGAAAUCCCAAAGUCUUUGACAUCAAUCGACUCUCUUGGGUAUUUGAACUUAUCUUACAAUAGACUGAGUGGAAAAAUCCCAGGAGGGGAUCAUUUUGAUACACUGAGCGUAGAUUGCUCAGCUUUUGUAGGUAAUGAUUUGUCAUGUGGGAUCCUUACAAACACCACUCGUGAGAAUGCUUCAGGAGAUGCAAAUAAAGUUGAAGAAAAUGAUCAAGAUGAUGCAAAAGAGAUGUUGUUGUUUUAUGCUAUGGUUGCUUUGGGGUUUGUAGUUGGAUUUUGGGGCCUGUUCUUCUUUUUGCUGCUAAGUAAGAAAAAAUGGUGGUUUCCAUAUUGGCAAUUCAUAGAUUCUGUUGCAACUAGAACUGUAAGAUACUUCCUAAGGAAUUGAGUUAUGUUAUGUUUUUCUAGUUCUCAUGUACUUGUUAACAAUAUUAGAAAGAGACUGAUAACUUACCGGUUUGAACUAUGCUGUUGCAAUUAGUCUUAUAUUCUCAACCAUGGGGAUCUUGUGGCUCACUUUGCGGUUUUGAAACCAGUUUGCCACUUCUUUGGUUUUAAAGAGAGGAAAUACAACUGUUUCAAACAAUGGGAGUCUUGGAUUAAUGAUAUACCAAAUAUCAGUUCAAUAGUACUAAUAGAUAUGAACUGAAUG
Papaver somniferum (opium poppy) is the source of this 2272-nucleotide messenger RNA. RefSeq names its product receptor-like protein 53. Gene Ontology annotation, molecular function: protein binding. NCBI's taxonomy places the organism in Eukaryota, Viridiplantae, Streptophyta, Magnoliopsida, Ranunculales, Papaveraceae. The coding region runs from base 1100 to 2008 and encodes 302 amino acids. The transcript has a single exon. The record is from RefSeq and is a predicted model, not a curated record.